This is a messenger RNA of Topomyia yanbarensis, 6691 nucleotides long. RefSeq names its product serine/threonine-protein phosphatase 6 regulatory subunit 3 (gene fmt). Bases 1180 to 4188 code for a protein of 1002 amino acids. The record is from RefSeq and is a predicted model, not a curated record. The transcript has 14 exons. Gene Ontology annotation, cellular component: cytosol; nucleus. NCBI's taxonomy places the organism in Eukaryota, Metazoa, Arthropoda, Insecta, Diptera, Culicidae. Gene Ontology annotation, molecular function: protein phosphatase binding; protein phosphatase regulator activity.
UGUUCGUGAGUAACAUCGAAACACCGUCGUGUCGUCAGUUCGCCAUCAUUACACUGUGGCCGAGUUGGAGAAGACUGAUCAUACGGGAAAAUAAAGGCUCUCGGAAAUACAACAGGCGAUUGUAGUGUGAAAAGUACAAUCUAAUCACGAAUUUUGCAUACGUGAAAGGAAACUUAUUCGUAGAAUACCCUUUUGCCUGUCCGGUGAGCACUGCCCAGUUUGGUUUCCUUUGUGUUCUAACCUCAUAAAUCGCAAAAACAAAAAAAAAGUUAUCUUGAAUCGAUUUUGCGGUGUGCGUGUGGUGUGUAACCGAGUGCGAGAAAGAAAGGCGAAAAGGGUUUCAUUGCAGAGAGAAGUGAAAAGUUUUUUCCUCGGUCGAAUCGAAUGAAUGGAAGAAAAUAAUGCGUAAAGGCGGACAAAUCCCAAGAUUGUGGUGAUAUGUUCGCUGCGUUUCCUUAAUACGUAGUGCGUGAGUGAGCAUUUUCAUUAGUGGAACAUUCUGUGAUUGCAAAUCUCCUGAAAAAUUUGCUAUACAUAUUGCAAGCUCUCAGCAUUUUCUAUUCCUAGCCGUAAUCAUUCAGGAGAAAAUUUGGUUGAGCCUCCGCAGCCUUUGUGCCUGCUGCUGUGUUAAAUUUUUGACAACGGAGUUUUCGUAAGCUUAAAAUUUAGACAAGUCGCCUUUAAAGUUGCAAUUUAGUGUGUUUGCCUGUUCCCGAUAGUAGCUGGGAGUAAUAAGUCACUGAUCGCGAAGAACCGUGAAGGGGACCCUGAGUGUCGACAGAAAACCUACUGCGGAGAAAGUCCAGAAUCGACCCCUUGCUAUUGUAGCAGCUCUUCGCCCAGUGGAGGACAAGAAUUCGAUUUUGUUGGCGGAAUUUGUUUUCCAUUCUGUUAGUGCUAUCUGUGAUCCUUUAAAGUGCUGUGUUAUCACCAUCAACGUGUUAUAUUGAAAGAAAUUAAAAUUUAAACUAGUUAUAUCAUCAGCGCAAGUGUGUGAAAUAGUGUGCAGUGUAAGAAAAGGUGUGCGCGAUUGAGGCAGAAGAAGCUAGUAAUAAUCUUGGCGAAAGGCCACAUCCCAACUUCUGACGGAGGCAGCCAGUGCAGAAGAAGAACAUCUGGACAAUCAUCAGUCGGAGCAACUAGUUGACAGAGCCGGCUUACGAGAGAAACACCGUCAUCAUGUUUUGGGACAGUGCAAACUCGUUGUCCAAUAUAGACAGUCUGCUAACUAAGGAGGGUCUCACACUCAAAGAUGUGCUUGAAUACGAAGACGUACUGCAGGAAUGCAAAUCGCAAAACACAAAACUACUUCAAUACUUAAACCGUACAGAGGUGUUUGACGAACUGAUAGACCUGAUCAUCCAGGAACCGCCGACAGAUCUCGAGGACAACAUUCGCUUUUUGCAUUCCAACAUGGCGUGCGAGAUACUUACUAGUGACGUGCCGUCCUUCAAGACCCAUUUGGUUGAAAAUCAGAACUUUAUGAACAAACUCUAUAGCUUUCUACUCCGGGACCCGCCGCUCAAUCCGCUGCUGACGUCGUUCUUCUGCAAAACGUUCGGGAUGCUCAUAUCAAAACGUAACGAACAAGAUUAUUUCUCUUAUAAGUCAGUGUGCCUACAAGUAUUAGAGUUUAUCAAGUCUAGAAAAGGUUUCCUCAACACGAUGCUGAAGCACUUUGGCAACCAGGUCAUCACCGAUCUGCUGCUGUGUUACAUCACCGAUAUCGAAGACGCCGAGCUCAAAUCGGAACUGUUGGAGUGGCUUAACGAGCAAAAUUUGAUUGCUGAAAUCAUCAACCUGUUAAAGUUACCAGGCGAAACGCAGAAACACUACAACGUCGCACAAUUUUUAAUCGAAUUAAUCAAGAUAGGAAGAUGCAAACGACAAAACGAGAGACAAGACAAAGGCAACUACAAACUCCAGUCCACCUUCAAGCGGAUAGACAAUUUCAAGUCCAAGAUCCUUCCGACUGAGCUGAAGAACGUCAACUUAUUCAAAUUCAACCUCAGCGAGACAGUUCCGACGUUUCUUGGCAAGAUCUCUUCUCACUUUCAAGUGACAUCCGAUCCUAUCCUGGAUACACUCGAGGGCCAGUCCAUCACCCAAAUGCUGCUGGACAUCAUACUUAAGGAAAACAUGGAAGAAAGCGCCAUCGUUGCUGGAAUCCGGAUCAUAUUACGAUUGCUGGAGAAUACGAUCAUACAAGAGCCGGUCUCCGAUACUGCUCUCCAGAUGGUAAUCGACGCUGAGAAGGAACAUCAUGACACCGUUGUGCUACGCUUAGUCAAUGUCAUAUACCCAAGAAUACCUGAGUUAAUUCACAUUUUAAAAAAUCCGCCUCAGAAACCCGACAUUAUUACCACAGUUGGCGUACUUUCACCACCUCUAGGAAACGUGAGACUUCAGAUUUGUAAUUUAUUUACAGUAUUAAUAGAAACCGAGAACAGUGAUGUUAUCAGGACAAUAUGCGGAACAGAUUUUUAUAUUACAUUGCUCAAACUUUUUAAGCAAUAUUGUUGGAACAAUUUUUUGCAUAGUCAGGUCAAGGUGUGCGUAAACUACGCCGUACAUGCGUUCGAUCAGAAGGAGGGCGACACAACGCUGUAUGUCUCGGAUUUGCAGCGACAUAUUAUCAGCGAUUGCAAACUUCCCGUUCUGCUGAUAGACCUGUGGGAUUACAACGAGAUGCAAAAUCCGACACAAAUCGCAGGGGGAAGGUACAAGUUCCGCCGACUCGGUUACAUGGGUCACUUGAUCGAAAUGUUCGUGAUGCUCAUUUCAAGCAUGCAAUCGGAUAAGUUUCGUGUCUUAACCAAAUUAUCCUUCGUGGGAGCUACUAAAGACAGCUUUUCUAGCUUCUGGGGUUUGAUCAAGAAAAAUGGCGAACUGGGCUCGAUAGUUAGAAUGCAGAAACGGUUUUUGGCUGACACUGAUCCAUAUCAAAUGAAAGACUAUACAUCGGACAUUACAAUGUUCUCUAAGGAAGUGGAGCCUGACUCUCAUUCCGAUCUGUCGUUCGCUCUCGACUUGGAACUAAAGAACCAAAUACAGAAGAUUAUGUCAUCCUUCCCCGUGGAUUUUGACCCGGGUAGCAGCACUAGUAAACAACCGUUCGAGAAGGAACUUAGCGGUACGAUGGAUUCCGCCAUCUACAAAGACAUCUGGCCUUUGGCCGAGGAUGUCAGCUCGACGGAGUCACCCGACCCGUGGGGUACGGGUGAUGAAGCUAAUAUUAUUGAACCGCGCUCAGAUGGAAUAACCGAUGCAUGGGCCGAUUUUGGCUCCGAUGGGUUUGCCGAUUUCGAUUCACACUUUUCGCAAAUUCAAUCCGAGAGUGGAUUCGAUGGUGAAGCAUUCUUUGAUAAUAACGAAAAUAUUGCCUUCGGUUGCUUUACGGAUAGAAGCGACGAUCUGUGUGCAGAGCUAACUGCUACGGAACACGUGCAAGCUUUCAGUGAUACGAAACCCUCCCUACCAUCAGAUGAGGCAGUCAUCAACUCAAACUUUUUAGUUAAUGAUAUUGCCGCGUUAGAUGCAGCACCAGAAAGCGUAGCCUUGGUCGAAGCAAACAGUAGCGUUAGUAAUGAAGUCGACGAUGAUGAGAAUAGUAAUGUAGCAAACGAUGUGCCAUUAUCCGUAUCCGUAACGGAAGAGACUAGUAAUAGUUGUCAGCAACAAUUUCCAAUGACAGAAAAUAAUGGAACUGAGUUGGAUCACAGUAGGUGUACUACCAGCAGCUCAACGGAUGAUCCCGUAACAGUGACACCGCAGCCUUCGCAAUCAGAUGCCUCAACGAACGAAUCUGUCGAUCUCGUUACCUCAAAUGGACCGAUAAGCGUUGGUGAUAAUUUUCAGAACGAAGAUGCUACAAAGACUGCGGAAUCGGAUAGCACCCUUUCCGAAAUCCUAACUACUAGCCUAGCCCAAAUCUGCUUGGAAAGCAAUAGUGACGUAUCGGCAGUAGAAACGUCCACAGCCGCAACAUCAACCAAGACUUCUGACCUCGUAAUAGCAGCGGAAACCAACGAUAGCAGUAACUGUAGGAGUGAUAGCACCACCACCACCAGCAGCAGCACAGAGAUCCUAACCUCGUCAAUUGAUCCAUCGAAGCUCCCGGCCGAAGUGUUCCACCAGCAGCAGCCCCAACCACCACCAACUGUGCCAUUAGAGAAUGGAUCAGUUUAAAUUAUUAGCAAAAAUAGAACCAAGUGUAAUCGGCCUAGAGUGAGGCAGAUUGCGAAAUUGCGGACAAAACCACAAACACACACACAUGACAAUGAGAGGCUUUAGAAGCGAUACUCAUUGAGCGAAUGAAAACAGGAUGAAUUUUUGACGAACAGUGAACUGAUCAGUGGGUUUGGUUGAUAUACUAUUUAGGAAAAGGCGCUUACUCGCAGUGAAUGCAAAUCUUAAGGCAAAAAGAAUAUUUUAUCGCACGUAUAUUUCUACCAUAUUUGUGAGACAUUUGUUCUUACACAUACCUAUAUACACACAUUCUCAUUGAAACUUGGUCCAACUCCUUUCCGUUAAUUUACGAAAACCAACUGCUGUGGCAAAGUUGGUAAGCGCAGCUCUUGUUUUACUUGGUGCUGAGGUUUUAGAACGUUCUUGUGGCAACCUUUGUCUUUCCUUAGCUUUGGAAGCAAACCAAAAAUUGAAAUAUUUUUAUAAAACUUUAUUAUAUUAUCUGUGCCUGCUUUGUACCUAACAGUAAAAGAAAGUCAAAAUAUCUUGCUUCAAUCCGGCAUUGGGAGCGAACGGACAUAAUUGGUUUUUGUCGUUAAUUUUCGCAGCUGGGUUCAUUUAAAAUUGUUCCCACGAAAACAUGGCUGGUAUCCGUACAACACCUCAGACUCAGAUAAUGAUUUUGCAAAUCCAUUAAGAUACAAUACUACAGAUGACUCGAAAGUAUAAUUAAAAUGGGUUCAAAAUUGUUCUAUCACACGCAUGUUCCAUUAAACUGCACGCACAUUGAGUAAUCAGCUCUAGUUUGGACAAAAAGGACAACUUCUAAUCCGUGAAAUACCUACCUUUUACCUGGUUUUGAAUCGAUUCCUUCGAACAACACUAACUGGUAUUCUCGGUUCCGAAACCACACUGGUUGCGUUUAAUGCCAUUCUAAUCAAAUCGUAAGCGUAUAAAUGAUCGCCAAACAUGUCUAAUCGAUUCGAUAGUAUCACCAAGAUUUGAGCGAACUGGUUUUGCGAUACCAGCCUUGGUAACACCACAACCGCCAGUUUAACCCUCCGGAAGUCGCGUACUGCAGUGCUCAUCGUGAAGAAAUCCUUUCUUAGAGCUUCAGAUGGUCACCUAAACGUAAUUUGCGAUGCGACUGCCGGAAGGUAAUACGACAAACAGAAUCUGUUCGAGCUAAGUCCGAAGCCCACACCGACCGUUAGAAAAUGUAAAUUAAUUAGUACAUGCUGGAGAAUUAUGCCUCGUCCAAGCAAAAAUAGCAAUUUAGUUACUAUUACGUUUACAAUAUUUUUUUUUGUUUUCUCACAAUUUAAUUCAAUUUAGACAAGAUUAUAAAAAAAAACAAAGCGUGAACUCAAUGUAUUUUAUGCAUAAAUAAGCCAAAAACGCAGGAACCGUUAGGUAUGAGUAAAAUGAAUAGAAAAACAUGUGAGAAAAGCGAUCAGCGUUGCGCUGUUUCUUUACUGUUGGAAUUAAUAUAUCACAGCAAACAACGAUACAAUCCGAGAAUGGAAGAGACAGAGCGAUCGUGAAAGAGUGAGCAAAACAAAACAAAAAUAAACAAAGCUUCCGCCAAAACGAAAACAAAAAAAAAAUUACAAGUGAAAUGUACGAGUUUAUUAGCACUAAUUUUCCACUAAAGUAAGCUCUCCAACGUGAGUUAAAAAGAAACAAGAGGCCGGAUGAAUGAUGAGCGAUAUGGAAAAAAAUCUAUGGAUUAGUUACUUUCUCCAAUCCAUACUAAGUUAAAGUUAACCCGUCACCGUUUGUUUGAUUAUGAUGAUCAUCAGUGUUUGUAGUAAUAUUUGUGUUGAUGUUCUUUAGUACCAUAAGUAAUUGAUAAAAAUUUAUAUAAAUAUUCAGUUCUAUCUAUUCCUUCCUUUUCUUUUACUCUACUAUUUCCCCAUGAGUUUGAUUUCAUUUAUCUCGUCAAUAAAGAUUUAUAUUAUUCCUUUCUCUCUUUUGGUUGCACGAUUUGAAAUAGUUUGAUUUUUUUUCUCAGAGUUGUUGCUCAAUUCGAAUCGUACGGUAAACUGGUCUCGUUUCCGUUUGCUACUUUUCACGUUCCUUUAUUUUUCCGCUCAGAACAAGUACGAGAGAAAAAUCGAAUGUUUGAACAUAUCUCGCUCGCUGUGCAUACGAUUCCGUUUCGUUUCAAUAUUAUUUAAUUAGUUUACUGUUGUUGAAACAGCUGAAACCACAUAAGGCGAAUGCAACAGUAGAAAAAAAAUAAUCAGAAAAACUGUUUCAGUGAUAGUAUUAGAACUUAAACAGAUUAGGAACACAAACUCACUCAUACACUCACAUUCAUUGAUAUACAAAAGAAUACACACAGAAACACACAAAACAAAUACGCAUCUCUCACUAGAUGAGAUAUGAUAAACAAAAAAUGGUGCAAUGUUCUGAUAUAUAUGAAUCAAAUGUAAGCUAGUGCCACUUUCUAAAGUACCAUGGAAAUAUAAAUAAAGGAAUGUGAACGUCCACAUAUUAA